Fusarium graminearum PH-1 is the source of this 2159-nucleotide messenger RNA. RefSeq lists its product as uncharacterized. The transcript is spliced from 3 exons. Bases 407 to 1450 code for a protein of 347 amino acids. The record is from RefSeq and is a predicted model, not a curated record. Lineage: Eukaryota; Fungi; Ascomycota; Sordariomycetes; Hypocreales; Nectriaceae.
UUCCUACUACUACGUUCCCGUCCCGUCCCCUUUUAAAUUCAUUAAAACUGAUCCAACCAUUCGUGUUUCUCAUCGCAGAUCCACUGCGUCAUGAGACCCCUAUAAACUCUGGACUCGAUAUAUAUGGGCCAUUUUCACGAUACUAAUUAGCUCGACCUUCCUCCAAAGGGACUGUCUCUAGAACAUCACUACUUUCGGUCCUCCCGGUUGUAGUAGAGACACUACCAGCGUUGUCAGGUUUUUCCCACUAAACAUCACAAACACAACCUAGUUAUUCAUCUCAUCCUGUGAAUAUUUUCCUCUUAAUCGAAAGUAAAACCGAGAGGAACAGAUAAAUUACCUAUUUACAACUCAAUUAUCUCCCAUCAUCAACCAUUAACGAGGACCAAACAACCAAUCGAUCAAGAUGAGCUCUCCAUCACAAGCCGGGCCUUCUUCGCCCAGAGAAGAGAAGAAGGAGAAGGGUUUCAGCAAGCUUCUUAAUCGUACCAAGACCUUCCUCAAGAGGGAGAGUUCUUCAAUGUCGUCUAAGCGUCAGUCGACUCUCGGUACCUCUCAGCCAGCUGCCCCAGCUAAGGCGGAAGAGACUCCCAAGACUAGCCAAGCUCCUGCGGCUGAGGUCAAGAAAACCGACGCCAGGGCCAAAUAUGAAGGCUUGGAAGGCGUUUCUAAGUUGACAAGGAGUCAACUGAUUGAGGAGCGUGCUAAGAAACUCAGCGAGCGUUACGGACUUGAUAUCAACGUUUCCGAACUCCAGACUGGAUCUCCCAAUGACACCGUUCUCCGCAUUGACAAGCCGAUCCGUAUGCGCGUACGACGAACCUGUCACAAGUGCGACACGACCUUUUCUUCCGCCAAGGAGUGCCCUAGCUGCCAGCAUGCCCGUUGUACCAAGUGCACCCGCUACCCUCCCAAGCGAAGCGAGGCCGAAAUCAUUGCCAGCCGUGAACGACGUGCCGCCAUCAUCAAGGCCAACAAGGAGAACGCUCCCAUUAUUCCCGACUACUCUUACGCUUUUGAUGAGAAGAAGAUCGUCCUUACCCGACCCAGCAAAACUGGUGGCCAGGACCUGGUUCACAAGAAGCCUCGUCAGCGUGUGCGAAGAACCUGCCACGAAUGCUCGACCCUCUUCAUCUCCGGUAACAAGACAUGUGCCAAGUGCGGCCACGUUCGCUGCACCGACUGCCCUCGAGACCCGCCCAAGAAGGACAAGUACCCAUACGGUUAUCCCGGAGAUGAAUUCGGUCCCAACAGUGUUCCACAUUACCAAUGCAAGGAAUGCAAGACGAUAUUCCCAACUGGUGCCGAAAAUGGAAUACCGUGCACAAAGUGUGGCUCGGAGAAAACAGACGAAUCGCCUCGUGUUAAACCUCGCAAAGUCGAACCUGAACCAGACCCAGAGGUAUUGAAGAGUUUACAGGCACGACUAGAGAGUUUAAAAGUGACAUAGCUGGCAUAAGCGAACAGACGCCCUCUUUACUGGGCGUCAGGGGGUGACGAGUGGGGGCCAUUUUCCUAUCAUUUCAUACAUAUACACACAACACAUACGACGACAUUCCGAAGCGAGCGAGGGACGGUUACUGGGAGAUUUAUUAACCAUUUUGCAUGCGCCAAAAGAUCGCCCGCCAUUAUUUCCCGCCAGCAGUCUAUUUACUUAUACCUCGGUCACAUGUUGUACGGUUCAUCCAUUCUUGGCUACGGGACACAAUAACAUCCGACACGAGCCCUCUUGGUUUUUUACGAGAUAGAGGUGGCAGUUUCAUAUCAGCCGACGCAUACGACAUCACGAUCUGGAUCUUUCAAGCGUACUCCAUGAUUUUGCAUUCUCAGCCAUCAGUCAUUUAUAUGCAUUUACGAACAAAGAGUUUUAUGAUUCAGGGGAGUGGGGUGAUGUACAGGGUUGGGGGAGAUGCGGUUGAUUUCUAGAGAGGUGCUGAGGGGAGAAUUGUGUCUUGUUAACCAAAUACGCAUUCCCUUUGUGGACCGUGGCUCUGCAAGGAUGGAUACCACAAUGGAUAGGCCACAAAGUCGAUGUAUUCUGGCGGCAGCGAGGAAGCGUUGUUCUUCUCAUUCUCUUGGUUAACUCAAGUUCUUGGGUUCUAUUUGCGAGUGCUUCACUCGUAUUAUAUCAAUGAAAAAGAUGUCAAUCCUUCUUUAUU